AUGGAGAAUGAUUUAGCUGAUAAACUCCGCAGAUUUGCUCUGUCAGAAAAAGAGGAAGAAGGAAUUGUUAUAUCAGAGGAAGGGAUAGCUCCAUCACUCCAAGAAUGUGUUCUCAGCCUUAUGGGAAAGGUUUAUGGGGAGAAAAAUGUAAAUUUUCAAGGCCUGAAAGCGACUUUGGGAGCAAUCUGGGUUACUAAGCAACCGUUUUCCAUCAAAAGCCUGGGCGACAACUUAUUCCAGUUUCUGUUCCAAUGUGAAGAAGACAGAGAUAAAAUUCUUCAGGGUAAAACCUGGAGUUUUGAUGGCCAAUAUAUUCUUCUCAAGCAAUGGCACCCAGAUAAGCUCAAUUUCACGGCUGAAGAUGAAGUGAUCAAGAUUUGGGUCCAGAUUCAUAACAUGCCCCUGCAUUGGAUGAGUGCUGAUACAGGCCUAAAGAUGGGUAAAAUGUUAGGCAAACCUUUGGAUGUUCAGAUUCCGGGGCCCAACUGCUAUCAUGGUCAUAUCUUUAAAGUGCAAGUAGAACUCAAGCUGAAGGACCCCAUUCUAAGAGGCUGCAAAAUCAAAUUAGGAAAUGAAUCUAAAUGGGUGGAUUUCAGGUAUGAAAGUCUCCAAAGCUUUUGCUUUUAUUGUGGUAGAUUAGGUCACAAUGAUAAAAAUUGUGAUUCUAAAAAAGAGGAUGUCUUAAGAAGUACCCUUACCCUAGGGCAGUUUGGAGAGUGGUUGAGAGUUAGCCCUCUUAACUUAGGAUUGUUUAAAUCCCACAGUUCUCCUUCUUCUGAUAGCAGACCUCUUGACAAGAGUUCUGGUAAAAAUGUUGCUAGUAGUCCUGAAGAAGAUGAGAUUGGGGAUAGAAGUCUUGAGAAUCCUUUAGCCUUGGUCCAAGUUGGAACUCUGCAUGUUCCACUGAUGAACAAGGUGGGGAGUUCUUUGGUUAAAAGCAGUAAGGGCUCUGCAGAAGCCCCAGCUGCCCAACCCAAUGGAAUUCUAGAUUCCAUUCCUGAAGAUACUAAUCUGGUACCUUCUAACUUAGUGGAUAUAAAUAUCCAAACUGGUUCUAUUGGAGCCAGGGUGAUGCAGAGGAAAAAAAAAUCUUAUAAAAAAAUGUCAAAACCCCUAAGGAACCCGUGUUGGAAACCAUGGCUGUUGAUCUUGAUGGGAUAA
Molecule: messenger RNA, 1161 nt
Organism: Striga hermonthica
Lineage: Eukaryota; Viridiplantae; Streptophyta; Magnoliopsida; Lamiales; Orobanchaceae
Source: the annotation of a GenBank genome assembly